UAAAACUCAUCAAUGUGUCUUAAAAUUUGGAGAGCGGCUGCGAGUAACGACUUUAGCAAUAGCAACCUCAGAGCGGUUGAAGCUAUCCUGAGGACUGAGGAGGAUUUGGAAGAAUGGCCAUGGCAGCAAUGGCAAGACCAUCCUCAAUUGUAAUGCUAACAGUAAAAAGACAAAGACCCAGGUGGGUCUUUACUCCUCUGGCUCUGUCUCUGUCAUCUUCUUCCCCUACUCCAUCUAGAAAACUCAUUCUCUACUCAAAGCCUGGUUGUUGUUUGUGUGAUGGUCUCAAAGAAAAACUCCAAGCUGCUUUCUUAAUCUCCGGCCCUGAUUCCCUUCACGAUGUUGAUUUACAGAUAAGGGACAUCACUAGCAAUCCUGAGUGGGAAAGGGCUUACCAGUAUGAGAUACCUGUGUUGGCCAAAGUGCGUCCUGACGGCACUGAGACCCUUUCAACUGAAGUAUCCUCAACUGUUCCAUGCAAGGAGAAAGUUUAUCCUAACAGGCUCAAGAACAUGAACAAAGGCAACACAACCCAAUAUGCAAGGAGUGAGUGGACAGGGUGAGCGGCACACAUAAACUACCAACCUUGGAAGGGCUUGAAUUCAUCCGUUGUACUCCCCACUUUAUUUCAACUGCCAUAACAUAUACUACUAAAUCACUGCCUUGCGCAUAGGUUGUAGAUGCACCAGUCAUUAGAAACAUUGAUCCAUUAUCAACCUCAUAUUGAUAACAUGGGUGAUCAUCAAUUUACUGUAAGAGGACUCGUAUAGGUUUUUUUGAUCUGUUUGUUGCUUUGCUUCAAUGCAGCAGGAGGACUAUGUUGCAAUAUCUUCUACAAUAUCUUGCAUUUCAUCAAUUCUCUUUUUCUUCUUCAUCUUUUUUUUAUUUUUUUCAUCUUCAUUCUUAUCACCCUUGCUUUCCUAGUCCUUUCAAUUUUCAGAGGUGAGAAUGAAGUUUUGUUUGAGUUUUAUAUGAUUCAACCUUCCUUGAGGUUUAUAGCAGAGGAAACCUUAGGUAUGAUGCCUAGAAUUUUUGCUUUUUUUUUUCAUCAUCCUUAAAUUUCUAACAACUUAAACCUUACAAUCACACAUUGAUUUAUUACUUCUUCUUUUUUGAUAAGUAACAAAAUUUUAUUGAUAAAAAAGGAAACACUUGUGUACACUAGGGGCGUACUCAGGGAGUAAUACAAUUAAUUUUUCAAAUUACAAUGCUCAAGCAUAUCUAAUAAAUUAGAACACGGAAGAGAUUUAAAAGCAACACUCCAACCCAAUAAAGUUUGAAAAAAAAGAGAUUUAAUCUCAAGAAGAGACCGUUUACAUCCCUCAUCGCAUCUCGCAUUCCAUUCCCACCAAAGACACCGCAUAAUGUAAUGCGACACAACCCUUCAAAAAAGCUAUAUUCGGUGUCUACCAAAGGUACCUUGCCAAGCUGCUAACAAAUCAAGCACCCUCUGUGGCAUAAUCCAAAGAAGACCAAUCAAACUCCACACCCUUUUUCAUAACUCAUACGCUAUGGGACAAUAAAGAAGAAGAUGGUCCACCAACUCCCCACUCUGUUUACACAUAUAGCACCAUUUUUCAACAAUAAUACCUCUCUUCUGUAAAUUAUUAGAAGACAAAAUCUUCCUUAAGGCAGCAGCCAGCAGUCCAUGAAAAGAAAGCUUCUUUAGGAGGAACCUUUGAUCAUCACACCAACUUCCAAGGAAAUGACCUGCCAAUAGUCAAGGAAAUGGAAAGGUAGUAUCCACGCACCUCAAAACCCUGAUUCUUUGCUGGCUUGAUUUGUAACCUUUAAAACCCUAAAAUCCAAUACUUCGAUACACUAGACCACGCAUCCAUCAAAUAGACCUAAAUAACCCACAAACAACCAAAUAAUUUUUCGCAAGUUACUUUUCACAGCCUAGGAACAACAACCCAAAUCUAGGUUUUCCCCAUUAUUUAAUCCACAAAUCUUACCAUUACUUUUCCCUAUUAGAAAAUCUAUACUUCCUUGAUUUUUUCAGUCCUUUUUUAUGAAGGAACUUAGAAAUUCAGCAUUGUAUUAGGGUUCUUGAUAAGAUCUUGAAGGGUUCUUGUAUGGUGUUUGAUUUUUAUGGUUUUAAGUAGGUUAAGUAAUAAAAAUAUUGGAUCUUAAAUGUGUUUGAUGGUUGUUUGGAGUUAAACAAGUAAUAGGAUGAGAAACCAAGAAAUAUAAAACUUAGGAAAUCACACAUAGGUUUUCUAAGCAGUCACAAGGGUUAUAGGAUCUUUUCAACAAAGUGAACAAAUCUACAAUAUCUAAGUCUAAACAGAGAGCUGAAUUUCAAGGCAUGCUAAAAAGCUAGAACAGCCUGUUGUAAUGUUUGAACAAGAAGAAAAUUGAGAAGAAAAUUCCAAACAGGUGUGCAAACAUCUAAAAAGAGCAUGAAGAUGAGUCCAAACAACAAGCUACAAGUUUAAAAAUGAAGAACCUAAAAUUUCCAUUAUAACAACAAAAGCUACCAUACCAGCAAUUGACCAGCUUAGAGAAAUCAGAAAUGCCUAGAGUUCUAGCUUAGUUGUCCAAGGAGUGCCCUGAUUUCUCUUUGAAAGAUCUAAUGAAGUCCUUACGUCCUAUGCAUGACUACUCCACUGAUUUUGCCAAAGAUACAAGUUGUUUGGUGAUAACAUAGGACAUGUGAUGCGGGAGACGCAAGAAGAUUAUUAUUUAGUAUUAUUUAUGUUUGCAAGUCAAUUGUAUUUUUAUGUUUUAGGUCCUAUUAGUUUAUUGGGCUAUUAGUAUUUUAAUUUGGAAGCAAGGCUAUUUUUGUAAUAAGGCAAUUAGGGUUUCCUAGCCAAUUAGAACUAGGGUUUAGCAAUCCUUUAUAAGCAACCUAUUGUACUCGUUAAGGAGAUAGUUGAGAUUUUGAUGAAUGAAAAAAUGGCCGUUUGGUUUUUCUUUGGUCUGGUGCUGACUCCAGGUCUACCCUAGGUUCUGACUCCAAGUAAGGCCUAAGUGCUGACUCCUAGGUCAUAUAUCUUUAUUUUAUUGUUGUUUCAAUUUUGUUCUGAUUGUCCUGCAUCAGUUUUGGUAUCAGAGCAGACACCGAUCUGUUGAAGUAUCACCGCAAGAAAGAAUCAAAAAAAUCACACACCCAAAAAAAAAAAAAAAAUCCUUUGCUGUCAUUAUUUUCCACCCAUCAGAACACCACCGCACCACACUACAGUAACCCAGAUUUCAAACCAAACAUAGAAUCUACCAAAUUCACAGACCCAACGUGAAUCACCAAUCCCUCCUUCCUCAAGCCAUAUCACCACUAUUAACAUAAACAACCUAGCCACACCAAGAGCCCAACCCUUUGCAACCACGAAGACAGAGAAGAAGCCCUGUUACCGCUGACCCGGAUUGUCAAUUUUGCCCUUCCUCGUGACGGCGAUCCACCUCCAUCGGUUCCUGCUUGCCACUGUGACUACCACUAUACACACUCACAAGCCCCAAUUGCAGCAACCCACCAUGAGCACCUUCCAUCCCUGCCUUUUGCCACCAUGACCUUCACUUGCUCACUACCGUUCCACCGCAAGUACCCCAUCAACCCGAUCUCAAAGGUAACCCGGUACAGCCCCCUCUGUGUUAUCCACUUCCUUUAGCCAAAAAAAAAAAAAAAUUCUAACCAACCCAUUUUAGAAGCAACCCCUUGCCCGACCCAUUUGUUAACAAGCCCAAAGCCCACAUUUUACAACACCAGUUUUCUUUUUUUUAAAAAAAAAAUAUACAAGACCCAGCCCACGAAAUCCAACCUGUCAACCAGCCCAGUCCCAGCAACUAUUUGAGAGAAUAGUCUUAGAAGCCUAUUCCAAAUAUCUGUCCAGAGAACAUCACAGCAACCCAAGUUCUUGUUCCAACUUCCAACUAUUUGUUGAAGCACUAUUUUAGAGAAUUAUGGUAAUAUCCGAAGCACCUUAUUUUGAUGGUUGUAAAACUAAUCCACAGGAUUUUGUCUACUGGAUGAAUGGGAUUGAGCAAUUCUUUGAGCAAGCUAAUUUUGUAGAUAACAAAAAGGUUAGGUAUGCAAAGUUGAAGUUAAGUGGUGGAGCACAAAUGUUUUGGAAGAAUCUUGAAUAUUUCCGCUAUCUAAAUUAUGAACCUACCAUUAGUGUGUGGGAAGAUAUGAAAGAAAAGCUUUGUGAUGAGUAUUUUCCACCAUACUUUCGAGCUAAGUAUCUAUCACAAUCUCAGUGUGGUACUUUCAAGUUAAAGCAAAUAGAAUGAAUUCUCAUCCCAUUUCAUGUCCUCAGUGCACUUUUGAACAAUCUAUCAAGAAAUUAUUUGUAAAGCUCAUGAAAGAUGUUCAAGAUAGGAUUGCUCAGAUGAAGCAAAAGAAGACUCAAACCGAUUCAAUUGGAAAACCAAGGAUACUUGAUCACAAUGAACUUGUUGCUGCCCCAAUAGAAGACAACAUUGAUGAUGAUAUCUUGGUCGUGGAGAAUCCUCCAGCAACACCAAAGCCUAAUGUUGACAUAGACGUACAUGCCUCGACAAGUGCUGCUUUAACAUACGUCCAAGGAAAUGAAUCUAUUAAAGAGCAGCAAGGUGAAGAGAUGGUGCCUAAAGAGAGUAUUAUGUUAGAGGGUGCACAUGAUGUGAUAUUGGAAGUUAAUGAAUCUGCUUUUGAUCAAACUUUCCAUGGUGCAUGAAGACAAACAGUUUGCUAAAGUGAAGAAAGUGGAUAACAUAGUGCUUUCAAUGGUUCAAGAUAAGAUUAUGUUGAUUCCACACAUUGAUUUUGUUAUUCCAGAAGAGUUUGACAUGGUGGAAUUCAAGGUUUUUCUUUUCUCUAUGCUCCCUAGGGUGAUUCUAGACUUGAAGCAAGUGUUACUUGUCAGCAGCCUAAUCCUUCAACGCUUUAGAACUCGAGGUCGAGUUUUCUCCAACCAAAGGAGAAUGAUGCGGAAGACGCAAGAAGAUUAUUAUUUAGUAUUAUUUAUGUUUGCAAGUCAAUUGUAUUUUUAUGUUUUAGGUCCUAUUAGUUUAUUGGGCUAUUAGUAUUUUAAUUUGGAAGCAAGGUUAUUUUUGUAAUAAGGCAAUUAGAGUUUCCUAGCCAAUUAGAACUAGGGUUUAGCAAUCCUUUAUAAGCAACCUAUUGUACUCAUUGAGGAGAUAGUUGAUAUUUUGAUGAAUGAAAAAAUGGUCGUUUGGUCUUUC
Molecule: messenger RNA, 5160 nt
Organism: Quercus robur (English oak)
Lineage: Eukaryota; Viridiplantae; Streptophyta; Magnoliopsida; Fagales; Fagaceae
Exons: 3
Coding region: 114-563 (149 amino acids)
Source: RefSeq, a predicted model, not a curated record